AUGGGCUCGUUUUCGCUUGAAUUGUUGAUGACAAGUCUACAAAAUGAAGUGAAAUGGGCACCAACCCAGUCUGCCAUAGUCUGGUUCUAUCACAAGAGGUUGGGUGAGGACAUUAGGUUAACUGAAGAAUUUCAAUUGCAUCAAAUGUUUGAGAUGUAUGAGUCAGAGAUGUGUUGCCAUGUGGUUGUAGCUAUCCUAGAUAAUACCAAAAUUUCAGAGGUUGUGCUAACUGAUGAGUUAGAGCCUUUGUGUGUGGUGCCACCUACUGAUGAGGUGCCUGCUAACCCAACUGGAGUGUCUGCAUCCAAAGUGGCAGAUUCAGAAGAGCCUGCAGCUAAGGAGGCAGAUGUUCUCUUCACUGACUUAUUUGAUAAUGAGGAGGAAUAUGUUGGUGCGGAUGAUGAGCACAUCUAUAUGCCUGUGCCACCAUCAACUGCAGCAGCAUCAGAGCCUGAAUCUCAUGCACAACAAACUGAAUCUCAUGAAAAUAUCCCUGGUGCUGAAGGAGAGGAAGGAGCUGAAGGAGGUGAAGGAGGGAAAAGAGGUGAAGGAGGUGGAGGACCAGUUGAGGUAGAGGUAAAUGAUGCAGAUCCCCAGGAGUUCAAUGUGAUACAUGAUCCUGACCACCCAAAUAUUGAGAAGGGUUCAUUAUUUCCUGAUAUUGUGACAUUCAGAAAAGCAGUCAGGCAUUAUGCAGUGAAGAGGGGCUUUGAGUUCACUAACAUGAAGACAGAUAAGACCAGGUUCAUUGCCAAGUGUGCCCAUACAAGAUGUCCAUGAAGAAUACAUGCUUCUAGAGUUAAUGGUACCAAGACAACUGAGAUAAAAGUCCUUCCUGCUGAGCACAAUUGCCCUACUACCAAACUGAGGGAAAGCAAAAUGACUACACAAGGGUGGGUUGCUGACAGACUGUCUGACUGGGUGAAGAAGAAUCCUGGGAAGGGUGCAAAGGAUGCCAAAGAAAAAGUAGAGGGGGAUUAUGGCAUCAAGUUGAAGUAUUCAAAGGCUUGGUCUGGUUUGAAACUUGCACUAGAGCAAGUUCAUGGUAAAUAUGAAGAGAGUUUUCAGUUAUUGUUCAAUUGGAAAGCAUAGAUGGAGGUCAGUUCACCUGGUAGUCUGAUUGAGAUUGAUUUAGAGAGGAAAAAUAAGAAGAUGCGCUUCAAGAGGAUUUUUGUAGCAUUGAAGCCAUGUGUAGAUGGGUUCUUA
Messenger RNA from Panicum virgatum (switchgrass), 1206 nucleotides. RefSeq lists its product as uncharacterized. The record is from RefSeq and is a predicted model, not a curated record. Bases 1 to 780 code for a protein of 259 amino acids. The transcript has 2 exons. Lineage: Eukaryota; Viridiplantae; Streptophyta; Magnoliopsida; Poales; Poaceae.